Molecule: messenger RNA, 937 nt
Organism: Ricinus communis (castor bean)
Lineage: Eukaryota; Viridiplantae; Streptophyta; Magnoliopsida; Malpighiales; Euphorbiaceae
Product: glucosamine 6-phosphate N-acetyltransferase
Exons: 2
Coding region: 153-626 (157 amino acids)
Biological process (GO): UDP-N-acetylglucosamine biosynthetic process
Cellular component (GO): endoplasmic reticulum; Golgi apparatus; endoplasmic reticulum-Golgi intermediate compartment
Molecular function (GO): glucosamine 6-phosphate N-acetyltransferase activity; monosaccharide binding
Source: RefSeq, a predicted model, not a curated record
AGAGGCUUCUUCUUUUUGACAAACAGGCGGUACACCACGUCCGGACCAUAUACGCCAUGUCGUUUAUAUGGGGCAGCACUUAAAAAUAACAUAUUCUGCUUAACCGCUUAACAACGACAUGUCGUAUAGAACUAAAGCCUCACCGAGAAAAGAUGCAUGGCAAUAACUCAUUGAGUGGUGAACAGAAGUUUCAAGUCCGGAGGUUGGAGAUAUCCGACAAAAGCAAAGGUUUUUUAGAGUUAUUGCAACAAUUAACAGUUUGUGAUUCUGUGUCAGACAAGGAAUUUGAAGCCCGGUUCCAAGAGAUUAGCUCUUAUGGUGAUGACCAUCUUAUAUGUGUAAUUGAAGAUGAACAAUCUGGGAAGAUAAUUGCAACUGGGAGUGUGUUUAUUGAAAAGAAGUUCAUAAGGAAUUGCGGGGAAGUCGGGCACAUUGAAGAUGUUGUGGUCGAUUCCACUGCUCGAGGGAAACAGUUGGGAAAGAAGAUUAUCACCUUCCUGACAGACCAUGCUCAAUCAAUGGGAUGCUAUAAGGUCAUUCUAGAUUGCUCUACUGAGAAUAAAUCAUUUUAUGAGAAGUGUGGAUACAGGCAGAAAGAAAUUCAGAUGGUGAAGUAUUUCAAUUGAGAACUGCAUCUAUCCUUUCAAAAUUACCAAUAUGUAUUUGAUAUCAAUUUCUAGUGCAAUUGUACAAGGAACAACUGCAUGUUGUUGCUUUUGUUGCUUCAAGAAUUGUCUUACACUGUUAGAAACCUGAAAUUAGAGGAUUUGUUGGGCUGCAAAGUGAUAGGACUAGGCCAAGCACACAAUGGUGGUGAAGAUGAGAAAUUUAUUUAUGUGAAAGUAGUCAGAAAUGUAUGUUUCAAGGAGGGAGUCGGUGUCUUAAUAAUCUUGCUCAAGGUGUUUCAGAUUAUCUAUCUUUUUUCCUUUCUCUGCAA